AUGAAUGAGCAUUUUUCAGUUCCAUUGGAUGGCAUAGAACUGUCUAAUGAUAAUAAUAAUAAUAAUCCAAUUCAUUAUAUGAACUAUGGAAUUGAAACAUUUACAUCGCCCACAUGCUUUGCUUAUACCAUGCAUUUGUUUACAUUGAUCACUGCAAUUCUUGACCAACCAAUAAUUUAUCCUAGAGAUUUUGUUGAAAUUUAUCCCAAGUUAAAACUGUUGGAUAUUUCCACUCGUGAUAUUUCUCAAUCAGAUCGUUGUAUUUGA
Schistosoma mattheei is the source of this 267-nucleotide messenger RNA. NCBI's taxonomy places the organism in Eukaryota, Metazoa, Platyhelminthes, Trematoda, Strigeidida, Schistosomatidae. The record is from the annotation of a GenBank genome assembly.